Molecule: messenger RNA, 585 nt
Organism: Penicillium lagena
Lineage: Eukaryota; Fungi; Ascomycota; Eurotiomycetes; Eurotiales; Aspergillaceae
Product: GNAT family N-acetyltransferase
Exons: 2
Coding region: 1-585 (194 amino acids)
Molecular function (GO): acyltransferase activity, transferring groups other than amino-acyl groups
Source: RefSeq, a predicted model, not a curated record
AUGGCUAACCCUUUCCGCUCCGCCCGCCUCAUCUACCGCGCCGUAGAACCCACCGAGGACGAGGCUUUCAUCCUCACUAUGCAACAAGAUCCAGUAUCAUUCAGCAAUUCGAACGCAAUGAUCGCUAAACCGCAGAGCAAGAAGGAUGCUCUCAAAUGCAUUCAAUCUUUGGAAGAAGCGCUCCUCGGAGUCGUAAUAUGCUUGCCACCCACGGAGGCGCAUGGGAAGCCCAUCCCUAUUGGCGCGAUUUCUCUGAAGCCGGUGCCCGUGCCGAUGAUGCACCAUCGAUCUACGGAGAUUGGGAUUGGCAUAGUACAAGCGUAUCAAGGCCAAGGUUAUGGGAGCGAAGCGAUCAACUGGAUCCUUGAAUGGGCUUUUGAGACCGCCGGGAUGCAUAGAGUGAGCGUUCGGCAUUUCGAGUAUAACGAAGGCGCGGGAAGACUGUACAAGCGACUAGGAUUCAAGGUCGAGGGCGUGAUUAGAGAGGAGUUGUGGCAUAAAGGUCGAUGGUGGAAUGGUGUCCAAAUGGGAAUGCUUUCGCAGGAGUGGACGGAGCUACAACAGAAACGGGAGACGCACAACUAA